This is a messenger RNA of Emiliania huxleyi CCMP1516, 867 nucleotides long. RefSeq lists its product as hypothetical. Lineage: Eukaryota; Haptophyta; Isochrysidales; Noelaerhabdaceae. Gene Ontology annotation, biological process: tubulin complex assembly; post-chaperonin tubulin folding pathway. The coding region runs from base 1 to 867 and encodes 288 amino acids. Gene Ontology annotation, cellular component: cytoplasm. The transcript is spliced from 5 exons. The record is from RefSeq and is a predicted model, not a curated record.
AUGGCCUCCCUGUCCUUGUCCGGCGACGCCUCCGCCGCCGCCGACCGGGCGCUUGCGGCGCGGCGCGUCAUGGACGAGCGCAUGGCGGCCCGCGCGAGGGAGGCGGAGGAGAAGAAAGCGGCCCGCGCAGCUGCCGCGGCGGACGCCGACGCCUCGGUCGCCGAGUUUGAGCAGGCCUUCAGCAGAGCGAACACAGCCGCGCUCGAUCAGCUGGAGGCGGCGGAUAGCGACGGAAUGGAGGCGUGCGCGGCGUCGGUGGCGGCUCUGCACGCGCUCAUCGCCGCCGCCGCGUCCGGGCUCCCGCCCGCCCUGCUCGAGGCGUCGCAGCGCAAGGCGCAGGAGGCGGACGCCCGCCUGAGCGCUGCCAAAGAGCGGCUCGCCCCGAAGAAGCGCUUCGCCUUCCGCAACCGUGCCAAGGUCGGCGGGGCGCCGGGUGCGGAUGUCGCCGCCGCCGCGGCCGCCGCGGCGCCUGCGGCGGCGACGACCGACGCGACGACGCGCCGCCACACCGAUGCCUUCAGCGCAGGCCUCGAGGGGAUGGCCGGCUUCCGCAAGCAGAGCGACUGCGAGUUGGUGCGUGGUGCGGCCGGCGGGCGGCGACGGCUGCGCAACCUCACCGGGUGCUCCUUCUAUCUGCACGCGGCCUCGAACCCGAUCAUCGAGGGGUGCGACGCGCUCUCCUUUGCGCCCUACCCGCCGCUGCCGCCCUCCCUCCCCGGCGCGCUCGAGGCUGCCGGGUUGCGCGCCGACGCAAACCUUUGGGACAGGGUCGACGACUUUCACUGGAUCAAGGCGCAGCAGUCGCCCCACUGGGCAGUGCUGCCCGAGGCGCGGCGUAUCGCAGAGUUCGAUUGGACCAGACCCUAG